Molecule: messenger RNA, 14519 nt
Organism: Pogoniulus pusillus (Red-fronted tinkerbird)
Lineage: Eukaryota; Metazoa; Chordata; Aves; Piciformes; Lybiidae
Product: protein argonaute-3
Exons: 19
Coding region: 100-2682 (860 amino acids)
Biological process (GO): regulatory ncRNA-mediated post-transcriptional gene silencing; regulation of stem cell proliferation
Molecular function (GO): single-stranded RNA binding; RNA endonuclease activity; protein binding
Source: RefSeq, a predicted model, not a curated record
GCCGCCCAGCGCAGCCCAGAGAGCGACCCCCGCGCCGGCCGCUGGGCCCGGCUCAGCCGCGGAGCCCGCAGCCCUGAGCGGCUGCGCCCAGCUCCAUGAAUGGAAAUCGGCAGCGCAGGACCCGUCGGGGCACAGCCCCUCCUCAUGGUGCCCAGACGUCCUGGCUAUGGCACCAUGGGCAAACCCAUUAAACUGCUGGCCAACUGCUUCCAAGUUGAAAUCCCAAAGAUUGAUGUCUACCUCUAUGAGGUGGAUAUCAAACCUGAUAAGUGUCCUCGAAGGGUGAACAGGGAGGUGGUGGACUCAAUGGUGCAGCAUUUUAAAGUGACAAUAUUUGGGGACCGUAGACCAGUUUAUGAUGGGAAGAGAAGCCUCUAUACAGCAAAUCCACUCCCUGUGGCCACUACUGGGGUGGAUUUGGAUGUGACAUUACCAGGAGAAGGUGGAAAAGAUCGUCCCUUCAAAGUGUCAAUAAAGUUUGUUUCUCGGGUGAGCUGGCACUUGCUGCAUGAAGUUUUGACAGGAAGAACCUUGCCUGAGCCUCUGGAACUAGACAAACCUAUCAGCACUAACCCUGUUCAUGCUGUCGAUGUGGUGCUACGACACCUCCCCUCCAUGAAGUACACUCCUGUGGGCCGUUCCUUUUUCUCAGCACCAGAAGGCUAUGAUCACCCCCUGGGGGGUGGCAGGGAAGUCUGGUUUGGAUUCCAUCAGUCUGUUCGGCCUGCCAUGUGGAAGAUGAUGCUCAAUAUUGAUGUUUCUGCCACUGCCUUCUACAAAGCACAACCUGUCAUUCAAUUUAUGUGUGAAGUUCUUGACAUUCAUAAUAUCGAUGAACAACCAAGACCUCUGACUGAUUCUCAUCGGGUAAAAUUCACCAAAGAGAUAAAGGGUCUCAAGGUAGAGGUGACUCACUGUGGAACGAUGAGAAGGAAGUACCGCGUGUGUAACGUCACCAGGCGGCCUGCAAGUCACCAGACCUUUCCUUUGCAGUUAGAAAACGGGCAGACUGUGGAAAGAACGGUAGCACAGUAUUUCAGAGAGAAAUACAACCUCCAGCUGAAAUACCCUCAUCUUCCUUGCCUACAAGUGGGACAAGAACAGAAACACACCUACUUGCCUUUAGAAGUCUGUAAUAUUGUAGCUGGCCAGCGCUGUAUCAAGAAGCUAACGGACAAUCAGACAUCAACCAUGAUAAAGGCCACAGCAAGAUCUGCUCCAGAUAGGCAAGAGGAGAUAAGCAGACUGGUGAGAAGUGCAAACUAUGAUGCAGAUCCGUUUGUGCAAGAGUUCCAGUUCAAGGUGCGGGAUGAGAUGGCGCACGUGACAGGGCGUGUGCUGCCGGCCCCCAUGCUGCAGUACGGAGGACGGAAUCGAACGGUGGCAACCCCAAGCCAUGGAGUGUGGGACAUGAGAGGGAAACAAUUUCACACUGGGGUUGAGAUCAAAAUGUGGGCUAUAGCUUGCUUUGCAACGCAGAGGCAGUGCAGAGAAGAAAUACUGAAGGGUUUCACGGACCAGCUGCGCAAGAUCUCCAAGGAUGCUGGGAUGCCCAUCCAAGGCCAGCCCUGCUUCUGCAAAUAUGCCCAGGGAGCAGACAGUGUGGAGCCCAUGUUCAGACACCUCAAGAACACCUAUUCAGGGCUUCAGCUCAUCAUUGUCAUCCUGCCAGGGAAGACCCCAGUGUAUGCGGAGGUGAAGCGAGUGGGAGAUACACUUCUGGGGAUGGCCACGCAGUGUGUUCAAGUCAAGAACGUCAUUAAAACAUCUCCACAGACCCUCUCAAAUCUGUGCCUGAAGAUUAAUGUUAAAUUAGGAGGAAUCAACAACAUCCUUGUACCUCACCAACGACCUUCUGUGUUCCAGCAGCCAGUGAUCUUUUUGGGAGCUGAUGUCACUCACCCUCCUGCUGGAGAUGGAAAGAAGCCUUCCAUUGCUGCUGUUGUAGGUAGUAUGGAUGCUCAUCCAAGCCGGUACUGUGCCACGGUGAGAGUUCAGCGACCCCGGCAGGAGAUCAUCCAAGAUCUUGCCUCCAUGGUGAGAGAGCUGCUCAUCCAGUUCUACAAGUCCACACGGUUCAAGCCCACACGUAUCAUCUUCUACAGGGACGGGGUCUCUGAAGGGCAAUUUCGACAGGUUUUGUAUUACGAGCUGCUGGCCAUUCGAGAAGCCUGCAUCAGCCUGGAGAAGGAUUAUCAGCCAGGAAUCACCUACAUCGUGGUGCAGAAAAGGCACCACACACGAUUGUUCUGUGCUGACAGAACAGAAAGGGUUGGACGAAGCGGCAAUAUUCCGGCUGGCACCACUGUAGACACAGAUAUCACACAUCCCUAUGAGUUUGAUUUUUACCUCUGUAGCCAUGCUGGAAUACAGGGUACCAGCCGUCCCUCACACUAUCAUGUUUUGUGGGAUGAUAACUGUUUUACUGCAGAUGAACUCCAGCUGCUGACUUACCAGCUCUGCCACACAUAUGUGCGCUGCACACGAUCGGUUUCUAUCCCCGCACCAGCCUAUUAUGCUCACUUGGUAGCAUUCAGAGCACGAUACCAUCUUGUGGACAAAGAACACGACAGUGCUGAAGGAAGCCAUGUUUCAGGACAGAGCAACGGGAGAGACCCGCAGGCCCUGGCGAAGGCCGUCCAGAUUCACCAAGACACCUUACGCACGAUGUACUUCGCUUAAAGGUCACUAAGAUGGGAGCAUACUCAGCGAGAGGAAGAACUGAACAAUUUAAAGCCACAUACAAUGUAUGUUUUUUCCAGUGGGGUUGGUUUAUGGGGUGUGCCUCCGAAAAGCUGACACUGGGCAGGGGUUUGAGAGGCUUAACCCUUAAAUUGACACGAGGAAGAUUGUUUACUUCAUCGAGGAACACGGCACUAUUAUGCAAUAUGAAACCAGCCAACUGCUUUGUAUUUGUUUGGGUGUUUUUUUUUUUGGCACAGAAGCACCGCCAUCAUUUUUGGUUUAUUUUAUUUUGGGGGGUCGUUUUGGUUUGUUUUUAUUUUGUUUUUCUCCUAGUUUAACCCUUUUUUUUUUAAUGCCUUUACCUCAAGUUGCUCGGCAGCACAACUCUCUUUGCAAAAAAAAAGAAAGAAAAAAAGAAAAGGAAAAAAAAAAAGAAAAGAAAAGAACAGUCAAGUUAAAAAAAAAAUUAAGAAAGAAAAAGUAAUAAUAAUUAAAAAAAGGCAAAUCUCCUUUUCUAAGAACAAUCCCAGAGGUUGUUUGGAGGAGAAGUGUGCAAAAAGAAGCGGUUUUAAUUUUUGCCCCUGCUGCUGUGAGGAAUCUUUUCUCUCAGUAUUACCAUCAAGCAUUCAAAUGUGGACAUAUCUCAGUGCAUUUGGAUGUUAAGAGCACUAGCCAGAGAAAAGUGAAGGGGAGGAAGGUGUUUUGCACUCUAAGCUAAUAAUUGAAACAGAAUUCAGCCAACUGCUGCCUUUGUGUCUUUUCCUCACAGCUUUGGAGUUCUCACCUCCAAUAGUUCCCUUUCACAAAGCAAAGCGGUAUCCUGGGCCAGGCAGUAGUGACCCCACACACACAACCCCCCCUAACUUCUUGUUCCCUGGUCAAAUUUACUAAAGCUGCUGUUUUACCUAGUCCAAAAGUUUCAAUUCUUUUCUAUUUGGCAAAUCAAAUACCUUGAAGCUUCCACGUGGCAUCAGAUGUCCCACAUUUGAUAGGAUUCCACGUAGUACAAAUACCAGAACUGAAACUUUAGAGCUAAGGCCUUUUAGUAUAAAAAGAAAAGCAAAAUGCUACUUUACUUGCUGCCUCUCACACCUUAAUGUGAUUUCACAUGGAUGAGUUCUUUUUGUUGAAGUUUAGCUUCCUUUUUUUUUUCCCUUUUAUAUUUAUUAGAGUAAUAAUAAUGCUUUAAUUUAAUUGUUACAGAACGUAUGGUCAACAUCAAACUUUUUAUUUUGUAGAAGUGUAAGCAUAGUUUUUGUUCCUGUUUCUUUUGGUUUGGUUUUUUUUUUUUUUUACAAACUGACAACUUGUUUUGCUAUCUUUUAGUGCAAUAAGCAUUCUAAAGGAAACAAACAAAACCAACAAACAAAAACUGUGUCCAUUGAAGCUGUACCGAAGCAGUGUUUGUACCACUAACUGUGGAAGAAUGGACACCUCCAUGAUUUUAAAAGGACAGAGUCAAAAGCCUUAAUUUUGAAAGGAAAGUUUGGGUGGGUUUUUAUUUUUACCUAGGCAGAAGGAAUCUUGGGUUUUCCUUUUUUAAAUCAAAACAAGAACAGCAAAACAGUUUCUGGAGUUCUGCAGAGCUUUACUUGGGCACCUUCAGCAUUUUGAUUUAACAAAGGAAUUGGCCACGUGUUUUGGCUUUGAAAGGCAGAGGAUGUUUGAAUGAAAUGGGAAGGGUUUGGUGUCUUGGUUAUUUUUUAUUAGCUAAGUUUAUACAUGUUUAGUUAAAUCUACUUGACAUCACUAAAAAUGUCUGGAAUGACUACGAGUUUUUAGGCUUUCUUCCUCUUUGAUAAUGACUUUCCUUUUAAAAUUAAGUUAUUGGUAACUUCAUUUCACUUUGCAAAUAAAGAGGGCUGGGAUAGUUCUAACGUGUUUAUAUCACUGAAAUGUGAAACAGAUUAAUGGGACUCUCUUUCAUUCCACUUUAAAGGUAAAACCAAUAUUUAAGAUGUCAGAGACGAGCAUUUAUUCAUCGAGGGGGACUGGGGAGUUUUGCACUUUGUAAACUCGUGAAACUGCAUUUUUUUUUUGACUGUUUUUAUUUGCACUGGUUCAUAGGAUAUAUACUGCAGAUAGUUUGUAUGGGCAUUGCUGUUAUCCCAGCCCUCCUGACCUCCACCUGCUCUCCACAUGAAAACCAGUGGGUCAGCAUCAGUAGCUUAGCUCCUCUCUCCUGAAGUCUCCUGUUUGCCAAGAUACUGUAUUUUGAGCCUAAAAUCUGAGCCCGUUUUGCUUCAACAGGCAUGAAUCUCUCCCCCUAUUCCCCUCCCUCCUUUUUUUUCUGCCAGAAGACAAAGUACUGUAUUUUGUGCAUUUGUUUGUCAUACUGAGAUGUCCAUAGUGCUGUUGACAACACUCCCACAGAGCUUUACUAACCACUCCCUGUACAGACAAAGCUUAUCUCCCAGGACUGAGGAAGACAACAUAAGGACUAACUCUGCAAGUCAAAACUUCUCUGAAAACAGUGGUGACAGUGGCCGGCUGGCUGGUGGCUCAGGGAGGUCCCUAAGAGGAAGUGGGAGGGUGAUGAGGACAACUCAGCAGUCCCCACCAUGUCUGAUGGGGGCUUCCAGGGAGUCAUGAGCUUAUGUGGGCUGCUCCUACAGACCCAGGAUGGACCCAGCCACGCUCUUCAGCUUCUUCAUCCACUUGCCCUUGACAGAAAUCUGCUGCAGGGAGGUUGGAGAACAAAGGAAUCCCAGCACGGUGGUUCCCAAAUAGGUCUCUCAGAGGUUCUCCUUGGUCUGUGACCUGCCAGGUUUUUUUGUAGAAGCUCUCUAGGUGGUAGUUCUGUUUAUAAAAGAAAUUGGAGCAGUGUAGCUUUAGGUUGGACAUUAGGAGGAAGCUCUUUACUGAGAGGCUGAGACAAUACCGAAGCAGUUUGCCCAGGGAUGUGGUUGAGACCCUGUCCCUGGAGGCAUUUCAAGAGCAGGCUUAGGCGUUUUUUUAACAGAAAACUCUUUUCAAAUAGAGACCCUUUUUUUUUUUUUGAGGGUAAAACCAACCAAACCCAACUCUUUAACAAAAACUGCUAGUGGAUUGCUGGCAUUGAAGUGAAAAUUCCUUUUUUUAACCCUCUUUUAACACUCCUUCCCACGCCACCGUACGCUUCUCACCCUGCCCACGCUCAGAGACUGCUUUGAGAAGCUUCGCUCGCUACUUGCACCAAAAGAAAAAGAAAACAAAACCAAAACAAAAACCAAUAAAAUGAAACUUCCUUGGGAAAAGUGAACUGCUCAUCGAGCUGCGUUUCUUUAACCUGGUUUUCAUGUGAAGAGUAUUUGGAUGUUUUAACCUCUCCUCUCGGUUUUGCAAAUUCUCUACGUCAAGUGCCGAUACUUUGUGUUUGGAGUCAUGAGGGCCACACGGUGAUGAUGCUGUAGCUGCUAUAUUUAUUUAAAAGGAGAUGGACAAUUACUGCACUAAGGAAUGAGGAGAUAAGCAAGGAAUCAAGGUUAGUUAGAUGUCUUGGUUUUGGGUUUGGUUUUUUUUCCCUUCUUUUUUUUUUUUCUUCUUCUUCAAAAAGGUGAAUUGAUGGUGUGAAAUAUCAAGUUGUUAACAAAAGGGUGCUGUCAUUUUAAAGGAGAUUAAAUAGCCAGAUAUUCUUCCUUUUGUUUUAAAAGCAUAUAUUUUGAUGUUUGCAGUUUUGAGGGGGGAGGGUGGGUUAGGGUUGGGAUAAAUGGUACCUCAUCUGUGGUGGCAGUUUCCAGUAUAUUUUCAGAGUAUAUGGAUUUCUUUUAUUUUUGUACCUGCUCUCCUUUAAAAAAAAAAAAAGGAAAAAAAAAAGAAAAGAAAAAAAAAAGAAAAACAACAAUAAUAAUAAUAAUAAUCUUCUCUCAAAUUUUAUGUGCUGUUUGGGGAAAUCUUGGCAUACCAGAUCCCCCUCCCCCCCGCCUCUUAUUGCUGGGAGCUGGCUGUGUAUUGUCCAAAGAAGGACUUGGGCAAAGGCUGGCACUUGUGCUGGCCUCUGGGGUUGGUUUUGUUAAUGCCUACCUAGGAUAAAACGGUUCCUGUCUCCCAAGCUGCUGUACCAGUUGACUUCACCAAGACCUCGCUUGUAAUUAACAAGUGCCACUAAUUGCUCCCGUGGUGGGAGCGCACACACACACACGGGGCUGAGCUGUUGAGUAUCUGCCGCAGGGAACCUGCAGCUGCAGCCCUGCUUUGGUGCCAGCAGCUGGAGCUGCUCCCCGGGGGCCGCUCUCAGCCCAGCCGAAAGCCUUGCUGAAACCUGGCAACUCCUAGCUCCAGGUUUUUGGAGAGAAGUUAGAACCUUCUGUAGUUGAGACAUUGCAACAUCUGCUGCCAGUGACUGACUCCACUGUAAGUAGCAGAUUUUUCUUCGUGGGGCACUUCAGCCGUGGCCAUUUUACUCAGGAUCGCUGUGUUACUGCUCAGUGUGGGAUCUGGUUAAAUGCAGCCAACAGUUAUUUUUAUAGGCUUCAGUCUGGCAUCCUUUUGGAAGUUGGGCCACAGGAAUGGUUUUCAGGAGUAAAAUGGGUUUCUGAAAGUUGUCAAUCAAAUGAUUUCAAGAUGUUUUUUGUCCUAAACUGUAACCUCUUCGUGUAUAAAGUUUUGUCCUUAGAACGAUCAACGUAAGACACCAGGUAGUCAUCUUCUGUAUAAAUCCCAGCUACAAAUACUGGUUUUCUACUAGUCUUGAAAUCUACUCUGGUGAAAUUCCAAGCUCAGCCUAGACUUUAAAAAAAAAAAAAAAGCUUGAGGCCUUUUUUAUUUUUUUCUUUUAAUAUAUACUUCAUAUCUUGUCCUCUUUGGGUAUUUUCCCUGUUUUGUGAACUGAGGGUUUAGAACCUUGCUCGAAGCACUUUUUGUAACCAAGGAGUCAAAAGCUCAGAUUGUAUUGGAGCUGUACAGCCAGUUUUUAGAGAUUGCUGUUUCUAAGUGGCCAUCAUAGUCUCUGGACACACCAGGCAGAUCCUCUGUCCCUUUAGUGCUGGGGAGUUUGGUGGCUGCUACUGGCAGGUUGUUUGGAUGUAACAAAGAAAUCCGUCGGGAUGUCAAAGGGAAUGAUUCCUGUCCAUCUGUUCUACCCAAAGAUGGUACUUUAGGUUGAUGCUGGUUGUUGUUAUAUGGUUUGUGUUUCAGCACAUAUUAGGUAGAACUUCACUUAAGCCACUUCCCUCAUGCUUUUGUGUAACCCUGAGCAGGCAGUGGUUAGAGUUGAGCUCACCGGGAGGCAUUCUGCUAAUAGAAGAUUUUAUACUUGCAGUAGUUGAGGUUUGAAUGCGAUGGGUACAGGAUCCUACAUUUUACCUCCCGAGCAGAGUCUCAAGAAUCCUGAUCUCUGUGACACUACACCAAAAACCAAAUUAUUGUCCCUCAGUAGACAAAGGUGCAUGUAGAGGAGAAGGAAUCACGGGGAAGAGGCUCACGAGGGAAAAUGCCGAAGCAUCCAUUUGACAAGAGACAAAGGUGCGGAUGGGAGACUCCAUCUGCUUCCCAUCCCACCUGCCCUGGCCUCUUCAGGUCUUGUCUGAGGUGCCCCCUCACCUAACACGGGUAGUUAACAAAGGGUCCUUUCAAAAUCAAUCAAUUUCACUGUUUAAAACUUGGAGUGACUUUAAUUUUUUAUUUUUAAGCAAGACUGUCCUCAGAAAGUGCCUUUUUAGAAGAUGGUGCUGUAGAUUUUUAUUUUCCAGUUGUACGUGGCUGAAAAUUUAAGAUAAAUUAUUGAAAAUGCCAAGUGUUUGAUGGUAUCUUUCAGGUACUCUCAAGCAUCAGCUUCUCUGAGUCAGGACCAAGAACAAUGAGGAAGGUGUUUCCAUUUGAAGGGAGAGGCGUUGAGGAGUGAUCACCAAAUUCAGCUGGUAGGCUAGAACCGGGCUGGAUUUAGUCAAUGCAAUUUACCCCUUCACAUUGAGGGGGUCUGGGGCGGGGUGGGGGAUGUAGGAGAAGCAGCAGCACAGGACUCUUGGGCUGAUGUAAUGAGUGCUGAAAGGGAAUCCAUAGCUACUGAACUGAAGGAUAUCAUCUCUGGGGUGUAGCAAGCUCCCAAAGGUGAAGCAGACAAACCAAAAGCUGUCUGAAGGUUAGGAGCUGGUCAGACCUGCUGUGAGCAGACCUCAGGUGGCUUCUGUUGUGCUUGCAUCAGUGGGACUUGUCAUUCCAAACUGGGAGCUUUGAUAACUCUAGAUGGGAGCAGCUUAGGUGGAGUAGGGAAUGCUGCCCUGCUCCAAGAGUUGCAGAGGGUCCAUGGUGGGUUUGGUGAGCAUUCCUCUGGUCAGGAAAAGCUGUAGACUAGACUAUUAAACACUGCACCUCAGUAACCUUGUAAUGCUGCAUAAAGUAAUAAUAAUAAUAGCAAAGUUCUGCUUUGAUGACACUGUAAUGUGCUUGCACAUGCCUGCAAAAAAUAGUCCACUCUUUCAGUUUUGUAAAGGUCUUAAUAGCAGUUGUAGGACAUUUUUCUUUGAUGAUGAACCUUGUUCCUUAUCUUGGUGUUUCUGUCUAUUUAUCAGUGAUCUGUGUGCAGCUCAUAGCUCCGUGUAUCUGGUCUGUAUGUUGCUUUUGACUCUUAUUUUUAGAGGGGGAGGGGGAAGAAGUUUCUGAAUGUUUUGGGUUUCUUCUCCAAACUCAGCCCUACCUAAUCACCUUGGAGAGGAGACUGAAUGAAACAGCUCAGCAGGCAGAGACUGCUUGAACUGGUACCUUGUUUCUUUAGAACUGAAGUGACUUUGUGUUCAUUUUACUGCUGUUCAUACAGUGUUGGGCAUUUAAGAUGUAAAAUAACUUCACAUCAGUCAGGAUAUUUUGGAAUAUCAGGAGCUUAAGCGCAGAACUCCCACUGGAGCUGCGGGUUGGUGUCUUUGCAGGAAUAAGCUCGUGUCCAGACCUUUUCUAGGAGCAAGCAGAGCUUUCCAAAACCCAUUCAUUUAGACACAAUCAGCAAACUCUUGAAGGGUACACCCAGUGGGCCAGGGACCCUGCGUGGAGCUGCCCACACCUCUGUGUUGGGAGGGAUGCUGCUGGAUUAAUUCAGCACUCGUGCUGCCGCUGGAGACCAAGUUAAGAACCUUUUUUUUUUUGCUGUGUAGCUGCUUCUGAUCCCAAUUUAAAGUGAACUGAUGUCUCUUAGUUUGGUACCAACUGUCUUGUCAAUGCCACUUUGUUGCUGUUUAAGCUUGCAAAGACUUUUAAACGGUUUUAUACUCCUAGUUUCUUAAUGUUCCUAGGCUAGGAUUUAGAGAGCAUGUUUUCAGUCUAAAUUCUGAGCCAAAACUGUCUUCUGUCCCUUUUAGGAGUAAGCAUUUUUACCUUGUAGACCAAAAAGGGCCAAAAAUCUUGUACCAUCAGCUUGUUUGCAGCAAUACUUUCCAUCUUUCCAGUUUAUUUUCUGUCUACAUUUAGCUAACACUGAAGCUAAAUACAAAAGAAAUGAACUGAAUUUGUAGCUGAGGACGUUGGUUUGUUGGGCACAGAUCUCUUCCUAGAAGUCUUGCAGUGGUGCUGAUGAGCUGAGGCACUGGUGGGUUGAAUUACAAGCAGCAACAUGCUGUAUGUUUGUUUGCAUUCCUUGUUGGGUGCCUGAUUUGAUUUAAAUAGGAGCUAAUAAACCACUGAAGAUGUGUAGGCACUUAAAAUCCUCAAAUGAGAAAAUACAAACAUCACCAAACCCAAAAAAACAGACAAUGGAGAGUUUGAACAACUCCUCCUUCCUGACAAAAGUUUGAGGAUUUGGUGUAAUUGAUGCUACUCAGAAUGAAUUGUGCUGGGAUUAAUCCUAAAGCUGAACUGCCUCAGCUGUGUUUGAGGAGGAGGAGAGGUGGUGACUGGGGCUGUUAAACCCAUAGGAGAAAGCUCUGAAAAACACAAGGAGGAAACUUCUCUUCAUAUUGAAAAAGCUGAAUCCAGUGAUACAAAUCUCAUGCUGCUAGAGCCUCGUGAAGCUGUAUCCACAGCCUACCCAAAAAGACCUCCCCAUGACUACUUCAGAACUGAUGCAUGAAAGGGGGGAAGUAUUUUCCUGUCUUUCAGAGUGCCUGUUCACCUCCCAGAUGGACCUGUAACAGCUGUACAGAUAAAUCAAACUGUGUUUUGUAUCUAAACCUUGAAGCUACCUUACUUGGUCAAACAGAUACAAGUUAAGUAGAUUGGUGCUAUUUGAAAUAGUGGAGCCCAGGGGGGUUGUGAGCAAUAUCUAAGCCCUCCAUCAAACACAGAUGCUCCAGGAGAUUUCUGGUUGUAGUUUUCACACAGUCCAUGCUGAAGUGUGCCUGGCUACCAAGAAGAACAACAGCAGGCAGUUGUAGAGUUAAUUUAGCUGUAGCACUACAGUUGCUCUGCUCUUCCUCAGCUCUUACCUACCUCCCUGUUCCCUUAGGCAGGAUCCACUCCUUCUGCUGCCUACAGAAUGAGCCACAUUGAGCUGUGUGGAAGGUAAAUCAGCUCUGGAUGUGUGGGGUGGUGAUAGAAAGCAGUUGCCUGUAGAAAUAAAGGUCUGGGUUAGGAGUUGACUGGGUUGGGUUGGGAAUUGGGUGGGUGCCAGGGAAGCUGUGGUCAGUUCAAGCCGUUUGAGAGAGCUUGAUGGGGAAACGUCAGACAUUAGGUGUCUGAACACCUGAAACGUCAGGCUUAGGUGUCCUGAACUGUUUGUAUCAGACUUGAACUCUUUGAGAGUAAGCUUGUGCCUUUUUCUGAUCAGGAACAGAGCUGGCAAACUGCUGUUUGCAUUGGUAGUAUGGUUAGGGGUUUUGUUGAGUUGUUUUUAAGGCUUGAAGUCCUUGGUCAGAAUGGAGUCGGUUUUGUGUUCAAUUACUUCAAGUGAGCCCUGAAUUAUUUGUGAACUAAAACUAAUCAGAGAGGAGAGUUAAUGGCAUCAAAUAAACUUCCUGGGAGACUUGCAGGUUGUUUUUAAUGAAUUUAACCUUGCUCUGUUUCUCUCUCUAAUGAGAAUCAUUAAUUCUGCCUUUUAUUUGAAUGUUGCCUGUCCAGUGAUGUCUUCACUGUGUGCUGUGCUCCUGCAGCUUUCCAUACACUUCUUCCCCCCUGCCCUGUUGGGUGGCUGUAAGGAGAUGAAGAAUGUUGUCCAGUGAAUGUUGGGGAGCAGUGCAGAGCUUUGGUUCAGUGGGAAUGUGGAGGUGAUGAUGAAACAUCACAGAUAAUGCCUCAGGAACCUGUUUGCCAGCAGCUGAAGGAGGUGAUGUCUGCAUACAAGAUUGUGCAGUCUCUUGGGUAUGGAAGGAGUCAGCACAGUGGUACAAGGGAAGAAAAGAUCUUCCCUGUGCUCUGGUAUUAAGUUAGCAGAAGAGUGAAGGCUGUUGUAGGCUGUGAGCUGUGCAGAAGUGGGCUUCUGUGUCCUUAGGGGUAGUUUGACCUUAAAACUACCCAAAAAGUGGAUUUUCAGAGUGAAAUGAAAAAGCUCCUUGACUGGGUUAUAUUUUGUGCAGUGUUGAGAUCCUGAAGAGUUAUCCAGCCAGAACUCUGGUCUCACUGCUGCUUCUGAAAUGAGGGUUUCCUCUCUGACCUUGGCUACAUGAUUCUGCCUCCUUUUUCACCCCAUCUAGUAGUGUUUGUGAUGAUUCACAUCGCCUUACAGGAGCCAGCUGCUGGAGGGGGAGUGGGGGAUGAACCACGCUGUGGAAGUGCUGACAAACUGUGCACCUCCUUGCAUGUUUGCAUCUCCACUUAAUACAGCUCUAGAGCCUGUCUGCCAUGAGCCCCUGCUCUUCACUUGCACCUCAUCCCAGCUCUGCCCAAGAAGAGCUGUUGGGGCUGGUCCCAUGAUGUUUACCUGUUGCUUUCUUUUAAGGUAAUCCAUUUAUUGCAAACUAGACUGUCAGAGGGCAAGUUUAUUUAAAGGAAAGGGGUUGGAUUGGUUUAGUUUUGGGGUUUUGUUUCCAAUGCUGAGAAUUUUGUAGGUCUUCUAAACACAUUUGGCAGUUGGAAAAUUAAUACCUACUGUAAUACUAUCUAGCAACACAGAGAAAUGCGACUGUGUGUUGAGUUCAGGGCUAUGCUAGCCCAUAAAUCAUGGGUCCACAGCCCAUUUAAGUACAGGUGUGCAAAAAGAAGCUAUUAAAAUAGUUACUAAUAAACUUUUAUUAUGCUUACACUUGCAAAUCUCUUAAACAUAUUCAAAAGCAGUUCCUUUGGUAGAAAAUCCCUGUCUUGCCAGUUAGUGUUCACUCAUGACGUACAGCAAAGUGCUACUUGCUGGAGCAGUGCUCAGUGUGAAGAACCUUGGGAAGUUUUUUGAACCUAAUGGUUUGCCAGCAAAGUAGAAACUUGAGUAAGGCUCUUGAACUGGGGAGGAAACCCCCCCCCAAAAAAAAAACAAAAACCUGAGAGGAAGCCUGCUAAGCAUCAAGUUUGUCUUCUGGCAGCCUUGAGGUGAAGAAAGCUUCAUUUGGGGUACACAGUUUCGUACAUCACUUUUCCUCCUGUGGCUGUAGUUCUUAGUUUUCUCUGGACUUGAUUUCUGUUUUUCAGCAAAACUGUCUUAUUUCUGCAGUUUUCAGUGUUGAAUCUCAACCAUGAGACAGCUCAGUGUUGUUUUUUCCUGUAGGGAAAGCUGCUUCUAGAAGGUUGCAUUUCAUGUCUCUUUUGCAGGCGGUUUGGAACAGUCAGGUUCAGCAUAGCAAUAGGGUUGGCAGAACCAGUUUGUGGUCCAAAAUGUUGCUUUUCCAGACCCGUUGCCCAGCCCCCCUCCUGCUAGGACCCACAUGAAUCCUGCCUUUCACAGACUGGAUGAUGCACUUUGUGCUCACGGGGUUCCCUCCUGCCCAUUUUAUUCAUGUUUCUUCCCGUGGUGUGAGCAGUUAAGCAUCCCCAAGUAGCCUGUUGGUGGAUAAAUCGUGUUGGGUCUUGUGUGGGGGGGGAAAAAAAGGGGCUGGUGAUGUGGCCUGGAGGUGUCUAAUGAGAGACAAGGCUGGUAUCAGCAGGCAUUUAAAGCUUUCACAGCAAUUGGUAGCAUUCUGUGAUGAGCCAGUGUGGGUAUUAUCUCUUGAGGAGUAGGUGGCAUCGCCUGUGCCAUGGGCGCUGGUAGCAAGCAAGCCGCAUCGAUUCAGGAGCCUGCUGGAGGUGAUGUUGUGGAUAUACAUUUAAUAGCCUAUGUUUAAAUUGAGAUUAAACUCCCCCCCAUAUUGUGCUGUUUGGGAUUCUUUUUCACAAGAAAACUCUAAUAAAACCAGUCUGGUGGAUUGAGAUCCCUUUCUACCUGUACAAUCUUGCUCUUUCUCAUAUGCUGGUAACUGCUCCCCUUGUUUUGGUGUUACCCUUGCUUAAGCAGGAACUCGAAUGUCUGUUCCCACCGUGAAGGUAUUUUUUGUUCGGAGGGGAGGGAGGAGAUUCAAGGCUAAAGGGAAUUGUUUCAAGAAUCAAGCAGAGCUGUGACUCAAGACGUUGCACAAAUAGAUCGUAGCUGGAUGGCAAACGAACUGGUAAAAGCCUUUAUUUUUACUUAACCAUCUUGACCAUGUGUGCCUCUUUGUAUUGCGGAUGUGGGCUGCAACCAUGUGGGGUGGGAGGGGGUAAAAGAAAAACAAACCCAUGUGUGGUGUGCUUUGAGAUGUACUUGCUAAGCAGAAGCGGUGUCCUCUGCCCUUUCUCCCUUUCCAGACAAAUUGUUCUUGCCAAAAUUUUCUACCUGUUGCAAGAGUUUGCUUUCUUUCCAGCACAGUAAAAUGUCAACUUCUUUUCACUGUUCCUUCCCCUCUCUGUAGGCAUCUUGUAACCUCUGUACGACUGUGUAUAGUACACGACAGUCAUCAGAUCCUCUACUGGCUUUAGAUACCAUCAAGCUGGGUGUAUUGUAAACCAACCGUAUUCAUUUGAAAACCAAUAAAUAAAUUCCUUUUUGAGAUGCA